AUGCCAGCUGAGAAGGGGGAAAACAAAGCAAGGCCGUCAGGCGAAGCAGAAUGCGCGAAGGAGGAGGAGGCCUCGACCGCCCCCGUCCCUGAGAAGGUCUCUGUAGGAGGAUCGCCCGUCUACUUCGUCGAGCGCAAGCUCGGGAAAGGAGGUUUCGGACAGGUCUACGUCGGGCGCCGCGCGCAGCCCACGAAGGAGCAGAUCGGCCCGGGCGCCAACUUGCAGGCCCUCAAGUUCGAGCACCGCAGCAGCAAGGGAUGCUCCUUCGGGCACCCGCCGUACGAGUGGUCGGUGUACCAGGCCCUCGGGGGCGUCCACGGCCUCCCCGGCGUGCACUACAAGGGCCGCCAGGGGGACUAUUACAUCAUGGUCAUGGACAUGCUGGGGCCCUCGCUGUGGGACGUCUGGAACUCCCAGGGACAGGCGAUGACCCAGGAGAUGGUGGCGUGCAUCGCGAUCGAGGCGCUGUCGAUCCUGGAGGCGCUCCACGCGAAGGGCUACGUGCACGGCGACGUCAAGCCGGAGAACUUCCUGCUGGGGCUGCCGUCGACCAACUCGGGGCAGCAGCAGAACGAGAAGAAGCUCUACCUCGUGGACCUCGGCCUGGCCACGCGCUGGCGCGACCCGAUCUGCUUCACGCACAUUGAGUACGACCAGCGCCCGGACGUCUUUCGCGGGACGGUGCGGUACGCGUCGGUGCACGCGCACCUGGGCCGGACGGCGUCCCGGCGCGACGACCUGGAGUCGCUCGCGUACACGCUGCUCUUCCUGCUCCGCGGGCGGCUGCCGUGGCAGGGCUACCAGGGCGACAACAAGGGGUACCUGGUGUGCAAGAAGAAGAUGCAGACGAGCCCCGAGCAGCUGUGCCGGUACUGCCCGCCGUGCUUCCGGCAGUUCACGGAGGCGGUGAUCAACCUGAAGUUCGACGAGGAGCCGCGGUACGCGCUGUACCGGAUGUGGUUUUUGAACCUGGUGGGGGUGUUUCCGAACAAGCCCAUCCUGCUCGAGGGGCUGGAGAAGGUCGGGCAGAAGCGGAGCCGCGAGGCGCUGGAGACGGAGGAGGUGGAGGCGUCGAAGCGGAAGAAGGUCCGGCUGGGGCUCCCCGCGCAGCAGUGGAUCACCGUGUACAACGCGCGCAAGCCCAUGAAGCAGCGGUACCACUACAACGUGGCGGCGUCGCGCGUGGGGCAGCACGUGGUCAAGGGCAACGACGACGGGCUCUUCCUGUCGAGCGUGGCGUGCUGCCAGGAGCUCUGGGCGCUCAUCAUGGACGCCGGGACGGGCUUCACGGCGCAGGUGUACAACCUGUCGCCGCAGUUCCUGCCCAAGGAGUGGAUCAUGGAGAAGUGGGAGGAGGGGUACUACAUCACCUCGAUGGCCGGCUCCACCUCGGGGUCGUCGCUCGUGGUCAUGUCGAAGGGCACGCCCUACACGCAGCAGUCGUACAAGGUCUCGGACAGCUUCCCGUUCAAGUGGAUCAACAAGAAGUGGAAGGAGGGCUUCUACGUGACCUGCAUGGCCACCUCGCACACGCGCUGGGCCGUCGUCAUGUCGCGCAACGCCGGCUACGUCGACCAGUGCGUGGAGCUCGACUUCCAGUACCCCUCCGAGGGCAUCCACCGCCGCUGGGACGCCGGCUUCCGCAUCACCGCCGCCGCCGCGACGCUCGACCAGGCCGCGUUCGUGCUCUCCGUGCCCCGCUGGCGCGCCAUGGACGAGACGCAGGAGACGCUGCGCACGUCGGCCUUCCCCAGCGCCCACGUCAAGGAGAAGUGGGCCAAGAACCUGUACAUUGCCGGCGUCGCGUACGGCCGGACCGUCAGCUAA
Molecule: messenger RNA, 1827 nt
Organism: Pedinophyceae sp. YPF-701
Lineage: Eukaryota; Viridiplantae; Chlorophyta; Pedinophyceae
Source: the annotation of a GenBank genome assembly